Lolium perenne is the source of this 789-nucleotide messenger RNA. The record is from RefSeq and is a predicted model, not a curated record. NCBI's taxonomy places the organism in Eukaryota, Viridiplantae, Streptophyta, Magnoliopsida, Poales, Poaceae.
AGAGGAGAAAAGCACCAACUUCUCCACCCACAGACCAGAUCGAGAGCUAGGUUUCCUCCAAUCUCCCCCAAGAAAUCCAGCUCCGGGCGAGCCGGUGAGGGUUCGUUCACGGCGCGCCACCACCAGAAGCAUGGCGGCGAAGGAGCCGGGAGCAGACACGGCGGCGAAAGGCGAGCAGGCCCCGGAGAAGAACCUGACGCGGCUGCCGCAGGCCCAGAUCGACUCCAUCCUUGCCACGGUGAUGGAUGACGACCGUCUCCCUCGCGACUUCAGGGCCCUGAAGCGCCACAGCCCUGACCUGAUCCCUUCGCCGGAAGAGGAGGCGGACGAGGAAUUGGUGAGUUUCUACGACGUCGUGCGCGAGUUCUACGCGGUGGGGGAGGAAUUCAGGGAGUUCCAGGCCUGGGUCCGCUGCGAGUACGCCAAGAAGGGCUACGUCGAGGUCGACGACGAGUUCCUCGCUAAGCGGGCCGCGGGUCAGGUCAUCAUCGAAGAAGCACGGAAGGAGGCGCUCAAGGGCUUCGAUUUCUCACGCUUCGUCGACUGAAGACGGCGAAUUGGUUCUGGCUUGCUGCGGUCGGUCUCUGAUGGUUCUAGAUUGAUCGUGGUUUCUUCAGUCUUGGUAUGUGAUCCUUCGACAUUGUGUGAUCUCAGGGCUGCUGUAUUUACCUUAAUUGCACAGCAAUUUAGUACUCACUACUCAUCUCUCGUCUCGGCUUCGUUUCUUGGUCUGCUGUUAGGUAGUUUGUGAACUUGGGUUCAGUCUGAGAAAUCGGUGUUCUUGCCUUG